AUGAAUCUCUUCGGUUCCGACUCAAAUCGUUUCGUUCCUCUGCUCGACAUCUACUUUCACUUCUACCUUGCCGUCGGCCUCUUAUUCCAGUCGUUCCUCCUCGUUCUUAUCAUCAGAAAGUCGCCCAGCAAUUUGAGCGACCUCAAGCUCUUCCUCUACAAUACAACUUGUUGUCAGAUAGCAAACAUACUCGCCUCCUAUUUCAUUCAAUAUAGGUUAGUGGUGCUGCCACGUCAUCCUGUUUGCCUACCUCCAAGUUUCAGAGCACUGCCCAAUUCGACAACCUUUGCUGUCCUCGCGAACGGGCUCUGCAGGAAGUUCGGACCGAGCACUUGCUUCUCCACGUAUCAUGUAUUCGUGGUGAGAACCGUCAAGUGGUAUUCACAAGGGACCAAUUAUUACAGGGAAUCAGUUCCAGCGUGGCACUCUCCAUUUCGGCCACUGUUCUCUUCCGCUAUUCUCUGAUCAAGAACUGGAGGCUCUCCCGGAACUGCCUGCUCGCUCUCAUUCUGGCCAGCCACCUCGCCCCUGCGAUCGCCACUGUAAUAACUGACCGCAUAUGACAAUGAUGUUUGCACCUCAACAUUCAGAUCAUUCCGUUCACUUCUAAAUGGGACUUUGACGUGGUGCGAAGACAAUCGGAGCUGGAGCAUCCUUCUUACAACCUCUCCAUCUACGUUCCUUACUCCGGCUUCUCCGACACAACUUCGUUCCGCUUUGUGUUUGUUACUGGACUCGUGGCUUUGGGGGCAUACGGUAUGCCCAUUAUCUCCGUGUUCGCUAUUCGGAAAAUCUUGAUUUUGACGACAACACACGCAAAGCUGUCUAAGAACACGAAGAUUCACGCGAGGGUGCUGAUGAAAGUGAGUCACUUCCUGCUUCCUGCCCACCCGUUUUAUUCUUUCAGGGACUCGCCUGCCAGGUCGUGCUCCCACUGCUUUCUUACUUUCCCAUAAUUACGCUGUACCUAAUAAGUCAGCUCACUUCCGAAGAGUUCCUGAUAACAGGUCCAGACUGAACCCUCCGAACACUCCCACGACUCUCUUUUUGCAGAACACCUUCUCAAUGUAAUGACAAGUCUUCCCGCACUGAUCGACCCGUUCAUUUCUUUCUAUUUCAUAGUGCCCUACCGGGUCGCCAUCCUCCGUCUGCUCAGGAAGAAGGUCAAUUCGACGAUCGACGUCACCACCUACAUCCCGCCGGCAGUUUCUUUCCGUCGUUCGAGCACUCUUCACGCGUGA
This is a messenger RNA of Caenorhabditis sp. 36 PRJEB53466, 1241 nucleotides long. NCBI's taxonomy places the organism in Eukaryota, Metazoa, Nematoda, Chromadorea, Rhabditida, Rhabditidae. The record is from the annotation of a GenBank genome assembly.